Hipposideros armiger (great roundleaf bat) is the source of this 1266-nucleotide messenger RNA. RefSeq names its product histone-lysine N-methyltransferase PRDM9-like. Gene Ontology annotation, biological process: regulation of transcription by RNA polymerase II. Gene Ontology annotation, molecular function: RNA polymerase II cis-regulatory region sequence-specific DNA binding; DNA-binding transcription factor activity, RNA polymerase II-specific; zinc ion binding. Lineage: Eukaryota; Metazoa; Chordata; Mammalia; Chiroptera; Hipposideridae. Gene Ontology annotation, cellular component: chromatin; PcG protein complex; transcription regulator complex. The transcript has a single exon. The record is from RefSeq and is a predicted model, not a curated record. The annotation marks the transcript as partial.
GAACAAAACCAAAGCUCCAUCCCUGUUCCUCCUGCUCUGUGGCCUUCUCCAGUAAGAAACUCCUCAGCCAGCAUGUGGGCCGCAGUCACCCCUCUCAGGUCCUUCCAGGAACAUCAGCAAUAAAACACCUAAAAUCAGAGGAACACUGCCCAGAUAAUUUGAGUCAGCAGCAGCAAGGGACCAACCCACACAGCCGGAAUGACAAAGCUGAAGAUCAAGAGGUCAAAGAAAGGUGCAAACCUUUGGUGAAAGGGAUCAUGCAGAGGAGGAUUCCAAGGGCUUUUCCCGAACCACCCAGUAAACAAAUGGGCGGCUGCAGGGAGCGUGAGAGAAUGAUGGAGGGAGAGCCCAGCACAGGCCAGAAGGUGAACCCAGAGGACACAGUAAAACUAUCUAUGGGAGUAGGAAUGUCAAAAACUGUAAGUGUCAAGCAAGGCGUUCUUGAUCAGUCACAUAUCAUUCAGCACCAGGGGACACCCUCAGGGGAAAAAACCUAUGUUUGCGGGGACUGUGGGCGAGGCUUCAGUAGAAAGCCAAAGCUCAUAAGACACCAGAGGACACACUCAGGGGAGAAACGUUAUGUUUCCAGGGAGUGUGGGCGAGGCUUCAGUAGAAAUUCAAAGCUCAUAAGACACCAGAGGACACACUCAGGGGAGAAACCCUAUCUUUGCAGGGAGUGUGGGCGAGGCUUCAGUGAUAGGUCAAAUCUCGCCAAACACAAGAAGACACAUUCAGGGGAGAAGCCCUAUGCUUGCAGGGAGUGUAGGCGAGGCUUCAGUCAUAGGUCAAAUCUCGCCAGACACAAGAGGACACAUUCAGGGGAGAAGCCCUAUGCUUGCAGGGACUGUGGGCGACACUUCAAACAAAAGUCACAUCUCAUCACACACCAGAGGACACACACAGGGGAGAAACCCUAUAUUUGCAGGGAGUGUGGGCGAGGCUUCAGUGAUAACUCAACUCUCGUCAGACACAAUUGGACACACUCAGGGGAGAAGCCCUAUGUUUGCAGGGAGUGUGGGCGAGGCUUCAGUGAUAAGUCAAGUUUCAUAAGACACAAGAGGACACACUCAGGGGAGAAGCCCUAUGUUUGCAGGGAGUGUGGGCGAGGCUUCAGUGAUAAGUCAAGUCUCCUCAGACACCAGAGGACACACUCAGGGGACAAGCCCUAUGUUUGCAGGGAGUGUGGGCAAGGCUUCAGUUUAAACGCAAGUCUUAUCAAACACCAGAGGACACACUCAGGGGAGAAGCCCUAUGUUGGUGGGGAGU